Eurypyga helias (sunbittern) is the source of this 1120-nucleotide messenger RNA. RefSeq names its product UBX domain protein 2B (gene UBXN2B). Gene Ontology annotation, cellular component: cytosol; nucleus. The annotation marks the transcript as partial. Gene Ontology annotation, biological process: nuclear membrane reassembly; membrane fusion; autophagosome assembly. Gene Ontology annotation, molecular function: ubiquitin binding. The record is from RefSeq and is a predicted model, not a curated record. NCBI's taxonomy places the organism in Eukaryota, Metazoa, Chordata, Aves, Eurypygiformes, Eurypygidae. The transcript is spliced from 8 exons.
UUGGCCUUGGCAGAGUUAUAUGAAGAUGAAGCUAAAAGGCAGUCACUGUGUCCUGACAAACCGGCAGCUAAAAAGAACAGUAACACAAAAGUAUCACAGAGUCUUAAAAUUGAUUCUCUUAGGAGGUUGAGAAAACCAGAGAGAAGCAUGAGCGAUGACAAAGAAAACCAAAGAUUUUAUUCAGGUGACUCAGAAUAUAGAGGAUUACAGAUUUCUGGGGCUUCCAAUAAUCCGAGUAAAAUUGUUGCUGAGCUCUUCAAAGAAGCAAAAGAACAUGGGGCUGUCCCAUUAGAUGAAGCCUCAAGAGCAUCUGGUGAUUUCAGUAAAGCUAAGUCUUUUUCUGGUGGUGGAUAUAGAUUGGGUGACUCAUCACAAAAGCACUCUGAAUAUAUCUAUGGAGAAACCCAAGAUGUUCAAAUUUUGCUGAAGCUAUGGAGGAAUGGCUUCAGUUUAGAUGAUGGCGAGUUGAGAUCCUAUUCAGACCCUACAAAUGCUCAGUUUCUCGAGUCUGUUAAAAGAGGGGAAAUUCCUUUGGAACUGCAGCGACUUGUUCAUGGUGGCCAGGUUAAUUUGGAUAUGGAAGACCACCAAGAACAGGAAUAUGUGAAGCCUAGACUGCGAUUCAAAGCUUUUAGUGGCGAAGGGCAGAAACUUGGAAGCCUUACACCUGAAAUAGUCAGCACACCUUCUUCCCCUGAGGAGGAGGAGAAAUCCAUUCUUAAUGCACCUGUUCUGAUUGAUGAUUCCAUGCCAGCAACUAAAAUUCAAAUUAGAUUAGCAGAUGGAAGCCGAUUAAUACAAAGAUUUAAUCAAACACACAGGAUUAAGGAUAUUCGAGAUUUCAUUAUCCAGUCCCGUCCAGCAUUUGCAACAACUGAUUUUGUUCUUGUGACCACCUUUCCAAAUAAAGAGCUAACAGAUGAAAGCCUGACACUACAAGAAGCAGAUAUACUUAACACUGUGAUCCUUCAGCAAUUAAAGUAACCUUACAGUUGUUGGUACAAUACAGGGAGUGUGCUGUAUUGUCAUACACCAUGUUUCCAACAGCUGGAAAAAAGGAAAACUCAGCAUCUUUUUAUUCCCUCACUUCCACGGAUCGGAUUUUUGGGUUUCGUGUCUU